This is a messenger RNA of Paramuricea clavata, 2250 nucleotides long. NCBI's taxonomy places the organism in Eukaryota, Metazoa, Cnidaria, Anthozoa, Malacalcyonacea, Plexauridae. The record is from the annotation of a GenBank genome assembly.
AUGGACAUUGCUUUAGCUGAGCGCCCUUCUGCCGGCAUAUUUGUAACUGGGGACUUCAACAAGUUGGACUUGAACACUUUGUGUCGCCGUUUCAAUCUACGCAAACAGGUCAAGUCGCCCACGAGAGGAAAAAACAUUUUGAACCAGAUACUUAUCAAUAUGUCGGAUUUGUAUGACGAAGUUCUUCACAUUCCACCCAUCGGACGUUCCGAUCUUCAAUGUUUGAUCUUACCACCCAAAACAAGACAGAAGAUGCCCCCAGUUUCAAAGAAAUAUCGACAAAUGAAACCAGAGAACUUAAACGUUCUGGGACUGAAAAUGAAUCUUGAAGACUGGGAGAAAGUAUAUUCCGAAUGGGAUGUGGACGACAAGGUCUCAGUCUUUAACUAUAUCGUUAUCUGUAUGCUUGAUGAAGCCUUACCCGUGAGAACAGUUCGGGCACACUGUACGGACAAACCGUGGAUGACCCCCAAUAUUAAAGCGUUGAUAAAAGCAAGACAGAGAGCAUUUACGAAAGGGGAGACACCGAAGUAUAAAAGUUUACAUGCAAAAGUUACCAAGCUGAUAUUCAACGCUAAAGCUACGUACUACAAAUCCAAGGCUGAAGGCAACCAUCAAUCCAAUCCCGCCAAAUGGUAUAAAACGAUUUACAAGCUAGCGGCAGCAACCGAAAAUCAACAAUCUCUGUCCUCGCCUGACCACGCUGACCUAAUGGAAAUCGCUGACAGACUACAAAGAAGUUUUACUAAGCCUUGGCUAGGAAUUCAACCAGAUCUUCCCAGACUUCAAGCGGUAGAGCAUUUGCUCAAGGACAGCCACCCACUUCUACCAUCCAUUGGCCAAGUCAAAACCGUCCUAAAACACCUAAAUCCUAGGAAAGCCACUGGGUUGGAUAAUAUCCCUGCAUGGUGUCUUAAACGGUACGAGGAAGAAUUAGCUCCAGUGGUCCACGAUAUUGUGAUUGCAAGCAUGGUUCAAUGCAAAUAUUCCACCUCCUACAAGCAUGGAAUCAUUAGUGCCAUACCAAAGAUCCGUCCACCCACAGACCUAGAUAAUGACUUCCGCCAAGUUUCCGUGCUACCACAACUAGCAAAAGUUAUCGAGAAGCUACAGCUGCAACUCAAUAAAUCCAGUUUCAACAUCGAAACAAACCAGCACGCCUUUACGGGCGGUCACUCCACCGUGUCUGCCCUUACCUCCAUAUCUCAGAACUGGUUCGACUCAACGGACAACUCCUCAACCGGUAGACAAGGUGCCCACGCCCUAUUUGUUGAUUUCCGGAAGGCGUUUGACUUGGUCGACCAUAAGAUCCUUCUGGACAAGCUUGCUGAUAUGAAUGUAACAAGGAGUUUCUGGUUAUGGAUAAUGAGUUUUCUGGAGGGAAGAACACAACAGGUAAAUCUCCUAGGUGUACUAUCCUUUACUGCAUCAUGCCCAGCCGGCGUCCCUCAGGGAUCUGCUAUCUCACCGACCCUAUUCAACAUACAUACUAACGAUAUGGAGGAAAGUGUUUCUGAAAAGGCAUGUGUCAACACAAUCAAAUAUGCGGACGAUUGCACCAUGGACACGUGCAUAAGAUUAGGAGAAUCUACCGAUUUGCAAAGCGCUCUGGACUCAGUACAAAGUUGGGCUGUGGAAAAUAAAAUGGAACUGAAUGCCAAAAAGACAAAAGAUAUGUGGAUUAACUUCACCGAAGCACCGCCCCCUCUACCACUGCAUAUAGGAGAUGCUAUCAUAGAAAGAGUCGAUAAUUUUAAACUGUUGGGAACCUGGUUCCAAAAGGACCUGAAAUUGAAUAAACAUGUCGAGGAGACCACCCGCAAAGCAGCUAAAAACCUGCACUUCCUACGAGAAUGUAGAAGAGCGAAUCUACCAGUCGAAGUGGGUCUCACCACUUAUUUAACUAAAAUCAGACCUAUCCUUGAAUAUUGUUCUCCAGUGUGGGGUGGUCUGCCACGAUAUCUAAAGGACGAAUUGGAACGUGUGCAAAGGAGGAGUCUACGAAUUAUUGGCCUCCCGCAUGGUUACCUGCCAACUCUCGAAGAGAAAAGAAUUGAAGCCACAUCGAGGGAACUCGUUAACAUCUUAGGUGAUCCAAGUCAUAUCUUUUAUCAACGAACUAUGGAACAUAAUAAACAUAACUAUAAUCUUAGGCGUAGAGACGGUAUAUUUAAAUACGCACCUUUCUCAGGCACUGAACGACACAGAAAUAGUUUUGUCCCACGAGCAAUGAGACAGGGUUUGCACUAA